Molecule: messenger RNA, 225 nt
Organism: Peronospora farinosa
Lineage: Eukaryota; Oomycota; Peronosporomycetes; Peronosporales; Peronosporaceae
Source: the annotation of a GenBank genome assembly
AUGGAACUCGAAAUCCCGUAUACAAGCCCUAUCAAUCCUGAAAAAUAUGGCUUCCUUACAGCCACGUUAUUGCUGACUGGUCUUGUGUUCAUGGCGAUCUUCUUUAUCCGUGCCGUCGCUCCCAAGAAGAACGCUUUGGUAGAGCUACUACUGGCUUUAAUUGCUUCAUUACUGCUGGGUUUUGGCUCGCUCUUUCUCUUUCUAUGGGCCGAGAUCUACGUAUAA